Messenger RNA from Armigeres subalbatus, 1446 nucleotides. RefSeq names its product serine protease Hayan-like. The record is from RefSeq and is a predicted model, not a curated record. Gene Ontology annotation, molecular function: serine-type endopeptidase activity. The transcript has 4 exons. Gene Ontology annotation, biological process: proteolysis. Lineage: Eukaryota; Metazoa; Arthropoda; Insecta; Diptera; Culicidae. Bases 234 to 1304 code for a protein of 356 amino acids.
UAAGCUGUUCGUUUUAAUCCGUCUUCAGUUCGCGUAAUCGUCUUGAUCCAUUUGGACGUUAGGACUCUAUCUGAUAUUCAGUUGCUCGUUUAUUUAGCGUGUGUUUUCGUUGUUUAGCGUGAAUUAUUAUUAAAGUUAUAAUCUGACUCUGGUGUUUGUAUGGGGAGGGAUCGAACGCGUAACAGAUGAAGACAGUCAGUCGUGGUCGUUGUGACGACAUUGUAUGAAAUAACAUGCAAAACAUUAUCAUCGCGUUUUCAACUUAUCAUCGCAAAAUGUUAUCGCUAUUGCUAGUGUUGGUAUUGUUGGAUCUGACGCAGUUAUCUGAAGAAGCGGACAUAGUUUUUCGUAACACGGGUCAUGACGAAGGAGAUGCGUGUUCUCUAGACAAUGGCCUAUACGGUCAAUGCCGAAGGCAUAGUCAAUGUAUCGCUUACUCUGAACUGAAAAAUCAAUGCGGAUUCAUAGGGUCAGAACCAGUACUGUGUUGUGAUGUCCUUCAGGAACAGUGCAACGCGAUUAGAUUAGCUAGAACUGGAAAACCCCCUGUGGUGGACCACAUCAUCGGGGAAACUGAAAUCGUUGAAAUAGAAGAAUUUCCGUUCAUGGCUCUGCUGAUGUAUUCCAACCCGGAAUUUCGUUGCGGUGCUUCAUUAGUUUCCGAUCGGUUUUUGCUUACGGCGGCCCAUUGCAUAAGAAACAGGGAACAAAUGGUACCGGAGUCCGUUAUGCUUGGAACGAUAGAAGCGGAUGAUCCGGGUGCCACCAUAAUUCGUAUCAAUAGAACCUUCGUGCAUGAAAACUAUAAAGCAAAAACCAAGCAGAACGAUAUAGCAAUAAUCAGGUUAGACAAGCCCAUUAUAAGGAGUUCGCUAAUUAAACCGAUUUGUUUACAUACAAACCAGGAUUAUCUACCAGAAACGGAAGAGUUGACUAUUGUAGGAUGGGGAGUGCAGAAUGAUCAACGCGACUUAUCGAAUCUUCUUUUGAAAGGAACAGUCCGUCCGAUUCUGAUCGCAGCUUGUAGGAAACGGUUCGGUCAAGCGCCGAAUGGAGGCGCUGUGCAGUUGACAGUGAACCACCUUUGUGCCCUGGGUAACGAAACGCAGAAUAGUAUCGCUACCGAUGCCUGUCAAGGGGAUUCCGGCGGUCCGCUGGUUUUGACACAGAAUGAAAUACACUAUCUCACCGGUAUUACGUCGACCGGCGGCGGCUGUGGGAGUGUUUAUUUUGCCGGAGUCUAUACGCGAGUUAGCAUGUAUCUUCAAUGGAUUAUAUCGAAGGGAGUGUUCGAGAAAUCGUAGGAUCGAAUUGGAGUUGUAAAUUAAUUACAAUUUGUUAAAUGUAUUAAGUUUGACCGUAAUUGUCGAGGUUAAUGUACUGAACAAAUAUUACCAUCUUCGAAAGUCAGAAGAAAAAUGAUCUAAAAUUCAUUCUUUUUAUAAA